Osmia bicornis bicornis is the source of this 3054-nucleotide messenger RNA. RefSeq names its product patched domain-containing protein 3-like. Gene Ontology annotation, cellular component: membrane. The record is from RefSeq and is a predicted model, not a curated record. Lineage: Eukaryota; Metazoa; Arthropoda; Insecta; Hymenoptera; Megachilidae.
ACGUUCGUGCUCCUCCUCGUACAGGCAAAGCUUCGAAGCGCACGUUAUAUAAUUGUGGUAGAUUACUAGCAACGUUGGUCACAUGCAGGCUGCUGUACUCAGCACUCAGUUCGCCAACGCUUUCUCAGUGGACAUUCGGCCACGGAACGACCUGAGCGUCGCCACCAGGAUGGAAACGCAGACGAGAGGAAACGCGCCCACGUCGAUCACGUGGAAACGGCUGAAGGAUAUAUUUCUCGACCUACACUUGAACGUGGAUCGUAUUUUUUAUUAUAUUGGCCUGAGCAUAGGAAAAAGACCGUGGCUAUGGCUGUUGGUAUCCUUCUGCCUAAACUGUGCCUGCGCGUCAGGAUUGUUCUUCUGGAGGGAAGAGCUGGACAACGUGAAACUGUUCGUACCCCACGACUCCGUUAUCCGCGCCGAUGCAGCCUGGGUGAAAAAACACUUCCGGGACGACUUUCGAUACGAAAGUAUCAUCGUUACAGCACCGAAUGUCCUGGAGCCAGAAGUGCUGCGUUCGAUCAGCAAAAUUGAAGAAUCAGUGAAGUCGGUGGUGGUGAAUAACAAUACCUGGGAAGACGUGUGUGCUGGAUACCUCACCUGGUUCAGCAAGGAUAACACCACGGAUGUAUUCAAGGAUCUUGAAAUACCCGAGGAUAUGAUAGAACAGUUGAACACCAUGAUGGUGGACGGUUGUAUAUAUCAAUCAAUUUUACAACUCUGGGAGAAUACUUUGUUAAAGGAUGUUAAUAAUUUAACGAAGAAGGAGGUGCUGGAAGAUGUGACCAAGGCGGUGAAACACAAGAUUAAAAACACACUGCACGACAUUGUUCCCCUUCUGUCAGGCAUCGUUUACGACCGAAAAGGUCGGGUGAAAAGCGCAAACGCGACGAUCUUAAACUGGAUGCUGAAGAAGUCUAAUCUAAAUUCGGCUGAAUGGGAAUUGGAAUUUAUAAAUCGAGUUCUUUACACGAAUAGGACGUUACCUCCGGGAAUGAAGGUGUACGCCAUCGCUACUCGAAGUUAUCUUGACUCUUUGCAGCAAAUCUUGAACAGCAAUUUCAUGGUAUUGGGCUGUGGAAUAUCCUUGAUCGCUGUUUACGUGAUGGCAAUGAUCGGUAAAUGCAACGCGCUAGAACAACGAAUUUAUUUAUCGGUGAUGGGGGUGUCCGUGGUUGGUCAAGCGAUUUUGUCGUCCUACGGGCUGUGCUACUACCUGGGAUACUCCUAUGGACCCAUACAUUCCAUUCUACCGUUCCUCUUGCUCGGCAUAGGCGUUGACAACAUGUUCGUUAUUAUGCAGAGUCUGAAUAAUUUGUCAGAGACGGAUCAGUCUUCAGGAAUUCCCAUACGCAUCGCUAAAACUGUUCAACAAGCUGGUAUGUCCAUCACAGUCACAUCCUUCACAAACAUGAUCGCAUUCGCCUUUGGAGUUACCAGUAUAAUGCCGUGUCUUGGGUCGUUUUACGUAUUUGCCACUCUUGGAAUUAUGUUCUUAUACGUGUACGAGAUUACAUUUUUCAUAAGUUGCUUGGUGUACGACGAGAAGAGACUUGAAGCACGAAAGGACGGCUGUUUCUGUCGUCCCAGAUUAAACUGGAAACCAAAUGAUUGCAGUCAGAGGAAUACACAGCAGAUUAUUUUCGAGAAUUACAUUGGGCCAAGAAUCACCAAGAUCUCGACGAAAGUAGUUAUCCUGAUGAUCACUGCUAUCUUGUUGUGUAUCAACGCAUGGGCAGUGUUUCAGCUGGAGCAGAAUUUCGACCCCCUUUGGUACUUAAAUCAAGACUCUUAUCCAAUUCAGUUCAAUGAGAAGCUGAAACAAUAUUUUCCAAAGUAUGGAAAACGAGCUGGAAUUUAUAUGACCGGCGUAGACUAUUACGAGGACCGUGAAGCUCUUUACCACCUUGUGGAGGUUCUCAAACGAAAUCAGUUUAUUAAUAAUAAUACCCUAGAUCCCUGGUUCAUUGCUUAUGAAAAAUGGCUAAACGACACUAACAAAAAUGAUAUUGAAAGCGAAGAAGAAUAUUACAAUGUCCUGACAGAAUACUUACUUCUAACAAAAGAAGGACAAGUGUACAUCAAGGAUAUAAGUUUUGAUAAGCUACCAGUUGGGGAAUACAAUAUAACGACAUCACAAAUUCCAAUACAACACAUUCUGAUUAAUACAACGUCGCAGCAAAUACAAGCAAUGCAAUCUAUCAGAGAAACAAUUCAGGCUACAAACUUUUCUCAAGGGCACGAUUACAUUGCCAUCUUUUCGCAUGAUUAUGUUUCAUGGACAGCAAACAAGAUUAUAGGAGAAGAACUAAUUAGAAACUUGUCUUUAGAAAUAGUAUCUAUUGGAGUAGUAAUAGUGAUAUUCCUUAGAAAUUUACAAACAUCGUUCUGGGUGCUCUGUUGUGUUUUCUUCACUCUCGUCGACUUAUUAGGUUCCAUGUACUUUCUGAAUUUGACUGUUGAAAUAUCUUCGAGCAUCACCACUUUAUUGUGUGCGGGAUUGGCAGUCGAUUAUGCUGCCCAUAUUGGUUUAGAAUUUAUACGUGUAAAGGGCAGUAAAAAUGAACGUGCGAUCGCAACACUUUCUGUUAUUGGCCCAGCUGUGUUUAAUGGAGGCUUAAGUACAUUUCUGGCAUUUGUUCUGUUAGGUUCUAGCGAGGCUUAUAUAUUUCGUACUUUUUUUAAGUUGUUCACUUGUGUAGUAGUAUUUGGUCUGUUCCAUGGACUGUUGUUCUUACCAACCAUUUUGAGUUUAGCAGGCCCUAAUGAAAUGCAAACUAAAGUAGAAAAGAAGGAGACUGUUGUUUCAGAACAUAAUGGAUACUGUAAUGUUCCUUUAUCUCAAAAUGAGAAAGAUUCAGGGACCAGGACUGCCAAGUAAAAUUUGACAAUACAUAAAAGACUGUUUAGGUAAGUAUUUGAUUACAAAAUUAUACCAUAUAAAUUGCAACUGUAAGACCAAUGCACAUGUACUGUAAAACAGUAGUUUAUACAUUCUUUGUUAAUCUAUCCUUUUGUAAAAAAAAAAACAAAAUAAAAGAAUAUCAUUUUAAA